This is a messenger RNA of Sabethes cyaneus, 542 nucleotides long. RefSeq names its product single-stranded DNA-binding protein, mitochondrial (gene mtSSB). The transcript is spliced from 3 exons. Gene Ontology annotation, molecular function: single-stranded DNA binding. Gene Ontology annotation, cellular component: mitochondrial nucleoid. The coding region runs from base 94 to 510 and encodes 138 amino acids. NCBI's taxonomy places the organism in Eukaryota, Metazoa, Arthropoda, Insecta, Diptera, Culicidae. Gene Ontology annotation, biological process: positive regulation of helicase activity; mitochondrial DNA replication. The record is from RefSeq and is a predicted model, not a curated record.
GGAGGUCAAAAUAACCAAAAUACGUUUUCUAGUUUUUGAAUACCGGCGUAUUAUAAAAACGAAUAAUUACCUGAAUUAAAACAAGAACUAAAAAUGUUUCUUUGUAAGCUUUCGCGAAUGACACGUUUUAAUGUCGACAGAAUGUUUUGCAGUGAUCCAGGAAGAAUCGAAAAAACGGUAAAUACGGUUACGCUACUAGGUCGUGUGGGUGCAGAUCCUCAGAAACGUGGUAAUGAAUCGCAUCCUGUCGUUACAUUUUCACUGGCUACACAUUCCAACUACAGGUACGAGUCUGGCGACUGGAUCCAAAAAACCGAUUGGCAUCGGGUUGUGGUAUUCAAACCCGCAUUGCGGGAGUCUGUAAUUAAUUAUCUACGUAAAGGUCAAAGAACAAUGGUAACCGGAAAAAUAAAUUAUGGCGAAAUCACUGACCAAGAGGGUAAACAACGAUCAACUACAAGCAUAAUCGCCGAUGAUGUUAUUUUUUUGCAAAAUUUAAAUCAGUCAUAGAAUUAACAUCUAUUUAGUAAGAAUAAAAUAUA